Molecule: messenger RNA, 2745 nt
Organism: Colossoma macropomum (tambaqui)
Lineage: Eukaryota; Metazoa; Chordata; Actinopteri; Characiformes; Serrasalmidae
Gene: galnt18a
Product: UDP-N-acetyl-alpha-D-galactosamine:polypeptide N-acetylgalactosaminyltransferase 18a
Exons: 11
Coding region: 106-1920 (604 amino acids)
Cellular component (GO): Golgi apparatus
Source: RefSeq, a predicted model, not a curated record
GAGAAGCACCGCGCGCCCAGCUGCAAUGGCUCCACGUGAGACGCGCCGGGGAAACGAGAGCGGGAGCGUGAAGGUGUCUUCCGUGGUUUUCUGAAGCGGAGUGAGAUGGCGUGCACCAGGAGAGUCAAAACUUUGGUGUCGACGUGCGUGAUCCUAAGCGGCAUGACCAACAUCGCGUGCCUGCUGUACGCCGGGUGGAUCACGCGCUUCGUCUCCAACGGGAGCGCCAAAGUCCCGGAGAGAAAGUUGGAGGACGACCCCGGAGAGACGCUGCGGAUCCUGGAAAGGCUGGACAGGCUGGAGAACGUGGUCAAGCAGCAUAUCCAAGAGAUGCCCCUGAAGGAUGGGGAGGACACAACGGGCCUCUCGCUCUCUGACUCUCGUCUGUUCGCUCGCUGGGGUCAUGACCUAGGCCCGGAGAGCCGCCGGGUGGCCCUGCAGAAGUUCCAGUAUUACGGUUAUAAUGGAUACCUCAGUGACCGUCUCUCUCUAGACAGAGCCAUUCCUGAUCUCAGACCAGACGGGUGCAGAAACAUCUCCUACCACGCCAACCUUCCCAAAGUCAGCAUCAUCUUCAUCUUUGUCAACGAAGCUUUGUCCGUUAUCCUGCGGUCCAUUCACUCGGCCAUGCGCAGGACCCCCUCCCACCUCCUGAAGGAGAUCAUCCUGGUUGACGACAACAGCAACAACGAUGAGCUGAGGGAGAAUCUGCAGAGGUUUGUAGAGGAGACUAAUCAGCGCCAUCCUGACUUCAUUAAGGUGGUCCGCCACACCAGGCAGGAAGGCCUAAUCCGGGCCCGUGUGAGUGGCUGGAGGGCUGCAUCCGCACCUGUAGUGGCCCUAUUUGAUGCCCAUGUGGAGUUUAACGUGGGGUGGGCUGAGCCGAUCCUGCACAGGAUCCAGGAAGACCGGACGCGGGUCAUCUCGCCUUCCUUCGACAACAUCAAAUUCGACACGUUUGAGGUGGAGGAGUAUCCUCUGUCAGCGCAGGGAUUUGACUGGGAGCUGUGGUGUCGAUACCUGAACCCACCUAAAUCCUGGUGGACCCAGAAGAAUCACACUGCACCCAUCAGGAGCCCAGCCCUGAUUGGCUGCUUUGUGGUGGACCGAGAGUACUUCCAGGAGAUUGGUCUGCUGGAUGAAGGCAUGGAAGUCUAUGGAGGAGAGAACGUGGAGCUGGGAAUCAGGGUGUGGCUGUGUGGGGGCAGUGUGGAGGUUCUCCCCUGUUCCAGAAUAGCCCACAUUGAACGCGCUCACAAGCCCUACACUCAAGACCUGCCAACCCACGUGCGCAGGAAUGCUCUGCGAGUGGCCGAGGUGUGGAUGGACGAGUUUAAGGACCACGUCUACAUGGCCUGGAACAUUCCACUACAGGACUCAGGGAUCGAUAUCGGAGAUAUCAGAGAGAGAAAGCUCCUGAGGCAGCGCUUGCACUGUAAGCCCUUUCGCUGGUUCCUACAUAACAUUUACUCGGAAAUGAGAACAUACGCCGACACCAUCGCCUAUGGCACGCUGAAGAAUGGCUUGCGGCCGGAUCUGUGCAUGGAUCAGGGACCAGACACAGACAACAUCCCAAUCCUGUACCUCUGCCAUGGCAUGACGCCGCAGAAUGUGUACUACACCAGCUCCCAGCAGUUGCGUGUGGGUGUGUUGAGUCCGACGAUUGAUGAUGAUGAUAAUAAGUGCCUGGUGGACGUGAACGGACGCCCGCGGCUUCUGGAGUGCAGCUACGCUGGAAACAAGCACAUGAAGCUCUCCUGGACGUUUACUCAGGGAGGUUCCAUCCAGAACAGAGAGUCUAAGCUCUGUCUUGAGUUGGUCCAGAACAGUGAUACGGAGGUUGGCUACCAGCUCGCCUUGCAGAAGUGUACUGACCAAAAAUGGACAAUUACAAACAUACUGGCUGGCAACAUUCUCUGAGGUUGACGCUACAUAUGGCACUUGAUUUCUGGCGCUGGACACGUCCUCCCUCUGCAUACAAAGCCUGCGUUUAGACAGCAAAAUCAUUACUUUCUUCUUAAAUCCAGUGUGAACUGGGUGAGUUUCUGCAAUACUGAACAGUAAAAGGUUCAUGAAACGAGCUCUUCAGCUGCAUAACAGGCAUUCCCACAAGAACGAGGGCAGUCACACAAGAAAGAAGAAAAACUGAUCUCAAUCGAGCUUCAUGUCCUGCUGUCUAGACACAGCCAUGGUGAGUCUUCUCUAUGGGAGAUUAGCACACUGGAAAACUGAUGCAUUGAAUUUGCUUGAUUCAAAUGUGCAUCAUUAACAAAGAAUCUAUUACAUCAACACAACUUUGUCUUUCACUUUACUUUUGCCUGUAUAUGUGCUGAUGUAAUAUAUUUCAUAUAUGAGGAAAAGAUGAACACCUUUAAAUCAGGUAAAGUCCAAUAGUCUGAGACCACAAGUUGGAAAUAAACAUAAAGUUUUAGAAUUUUGAGAGAUUUAAGACAAAGAGACCAGAAAUAUUGAAGAUUCUGCACUUUUUCUAAGUUGCUGUUCAAAUCAAAAGCACAUUUGUGACGCCGAUGUUGAGGUCUUUGCACAAAAAAGUCAGAUUGUUUUUGAGUCUUAUCUAUCCAGUGAAGCUUGUUUUCAGGCGACUCUUGGGCAGAUAUGAUCUACUCAUCAGAGGCUUUGACACAAACUAUUUCACACAAGCAGCUUGAGUACAUGCUGUGUUUAAGCAAAUACCAAAUAUCAAUUUGAUGUCAAAUUCUCAAGUUCAUGUAAAUAUUUCCAAGA